This is a messenger RNA of Thermothelomyces thermophilus ATCC 42464, 970 nucleotides long. RefSeq lists its product as uncharacterized. Bases 110 to 754 code for a protein of 214 amino acids. The transcript has 4 exons. Lineage: Eukaryota; Fungi; Ascomycota; Sordariomycetes; Sordariales; Chaetomiaceae. The record is from RefSeq and is a predicted model, not a curated record.
CCCGUCCCAUUCCCCAUUCCCCAUUCCCCAUUCCGGACCGAGCCGUCCAGAGUACUAAACCGUCACAGCAGUAUCGACCUCGACUUCAGAGCCAUCAGACUGUCCGAUCAUGUUCGUAUUGGCCGCACCCAGAACCCUUGUCGGGCAGCGGAUUGCGCGCGCGCGUGUGGCGCCUCUGGCGCGUCUGCCGCUCCUCCACCGACAGUUCCGAGCCAAGGCCAUAUACUCGGCCUUCCCCGCGACUCUGCACUAUUACAGCCCUCGCCGUGUUUCCAGCCUGUUUGAUAUCAAGGAGAAAGACAGUCGCCCGGACGAUCUGCCUGACGAAGGAGUAAAUGUGGCCCCGGACGGCCUUGUGUACCCGGGCACUCAAGACAGAUUCACAUCUGCACAGUCGGUCUCAAAUGGGGCCGAGUUCCGUCCAAAUACGUUCCACAUGCAGGAACUGACGCGAAUGUUCUAUGACCAAUACUACCUCGAGCUACGGGACGAAGGGAAAGAGGUCGAGGAGCCGCAAAUCUACACCGUCGCUAAAGGAACACAGGUGCCCGGUCAUCUCAUGCUCAUCCACGAGUUUGAAGACUUAUUUUCCCUGCAGCCUUUGCGUGGCAUGCCUCUCAAUGAUCUGAACCGCGCCCUGGAUGAGUUCUAUGAGAAGCAUGCAGUGAAAGAGAGUGCACAUGACUGGUUUGAAAACCAUCCGCUUGCCAAGGCCAUGGAUGGGGCAAAGGAAGAGGUCUGGAUGGCCAAAUGAUAUCCACCUUAGUCUCGAUAACUGGUGAAGCGUCGAUUUAUCCAAGGGAGUGUCGUGUUAUUUACCCAAGGGAAAGAAGGGGGGUUGACUUAAACACUGGUGUUGGAAGUCCAACAGCCACGAAUCCACGGUUAUUCACAGAUGAGAGCUUACGACAGUGAGCUUGGGGUGCUUGAGAGCACCCAGAAGUAAUCGAUUGAACGUUCUGACCCCCCC